AUGGACAAGGAAAGUGGUGUAUCAAUCAACGAAUUCGUCAUUUAGGAAGCUAAGGAAAAGAGCUAUGAAAUUGAGGUUAAAUCUCUUAAGGAGUUCGAAGCUGAAAUGAAUAGCAUCGUCGAAAAGGAAGUAGAUUAAAUUAAAUCUGCUAUGGAAAAAAGAUUUAGAUAAGUUGAAAUGGAUCACAGAAUCAAGAGAUCAACUGCAAUUAACAAUUCCAGAUUAUAAAAAAUGGAAGUCAGAAACAAGGCUAUGAUGAAAGUAUUUUCAGAUGCUCAAUACAAGGUCUUUUAAAAGAUCCAAAGUGAUCAAGCAUUUUACAAGAAUUUCCUCAAAAAUUUGAUGGUUUAGGGUUUUAUUAAACUUUAUGGCGAAGAAAAAAUCAUCAUCCGUUGUCUUAAAAGAGAUGAAGGCCUUUGCAAGGAUAUUUUGAGCAGUGCAGUUAGCGAAUACAUUAAUUUAAUUAAAAAAGAAAUGAACCACACUAUUAAAUUAAAUGCUGUUGUUGAUAAUUCACGUUUUUUGGAAGAACGUGCUCUUAAAGACAAUAGUAGUGUCUCUCUCAAUGAUUUUGAUAUUGCAUUAGGUGCUAAAGAGGUUGUUGCCAAAAAUGAAGAUGAUAAAAAAUGUUUUGGUGGUAUUUUGCUCACCAAUCAAGCAGGUGAUAUUAUUGUCAAGAAUACUCUUGAUGUCCGUUGUGACCUUGCCUUUUAAGAUUCUCUCCCUGAUAUUCGUUCUUACAUGUUCCCUAAUCCUGUCGUUAAAAAACCCUCUGCUCCCGUCAAAACUCAUCAUUGA
Messenger RNA from Tetrahymena thermophila SB210, 798 nucleotides. Its product is annotated as vacuolar ATP synthase subunit E. The record is from RefSeq and is a predicted model, not a curated record. Gene Ontology annotation, molecular function: proton-transporting ATPase activity, rotational mechanism. Gene Ontology annotation, cellular component: proton-transporting two-sector ATPase complex, catalytic domain. Gene Ontology annotation, biological process: proton transmembrane transport. The transcript has a single exon. Lineage: Eukaryota; Ciliophora; Oligohymenophorea; Hymenostomatida; Tetrahymenidae.